AUGCUUCAAAGAUUAUACCUCCGGGGAAACUACCUCGAAGGCACCAUCCCGGUUUCACUUUCAAACCUUUCCUUUCUCACUCAUAUUAAUCUAAAUUACAACAAUUUACACGGUAACAUUCCAUCAGAGCUUGGCCAUUUAUCAAGAUUAUCUUCUAUUAGUUUCCGUAAAAAUAACUUUUCAGGAACCAUCCCGGUUUCACUUUCAAACCUUUCGGUUCUCGCUGAAAUUGAUCUAGCACUCAACAAGCUACGUGGAAACAUUCCAUCCGAGCUUGGCCAGUUAUCAAGAUUAUUCUUUUCUUGUAUCGCAGUAAAUAAAUUUCCAGGAACCAUUCCACCACAACUUUUUAACAUCUCUUCCAUCAUUGUUUUUGCUGUGAGCUCUAAUAAACUCCAUGGAUCCAUUCCACCCUGUAUUGGAACUGCUUUCCCUAGACUCGAAACAUUUUUUAUAGGUGGGAAUAAAUUAUCCGGUGUGCUUCCUUAUACGAUAUCCAAUCUUUCCAAAUUAUCUAACCUGGAUGUCGUUGAUAAUCAGUUUACUGGACCUGUGCCUAAACUGGGUACCCUGGACGGUCUUAUCAGAGCAAAUUUUGAAAGAAAUCAUUUUGGAGGUGGUGAAGAAAGUGACCUAAGCUUUUUUAAUUCACUAUCAAAUUGCAGUCACCUAGAAGUAUUUUCUGUAACUCUGAAUAAUUUAACCGGCCAGCUGCCAGCUUCCAUAACCAACCUCUCGACAAAGCUUACCAUUUUGUACAUCGGGGGAAACACUAUAUUUGGGGAAAUUCCUCCCGGAACUGAGAACCUUGUCAGCCUAAACGGAUUAGGCAUAGAAGAUAACCGGUUAACCGGAAGUAUUCCUGUUUCCAUAGGAAAACUUCCCAAAUUAAUAUCUUUAAAUAUUUGGGGUAACCAAUUCUCUGGAAAAAUCCCAUCAAACAUUUGUAAUAGCUCUGGAAAUAGAUUGCAAGGUGGAAUUCCGUCAAAUUUUGGCAACUGUCAUAAACUGCAAUACUUGGACCUUUCUGAAAAUCAACUUACUGGUACUAUACCAAAACAACUCAUUGGUCUUUCGUCACUGUCAGAUACGCUGAACUUAUCCUCGAAUCACUUAACUAGUGAUUUGCCUUCAGAGAUUAGUAACUUGGUAAAGAUUGUCACCCUCGACUUAUCAAAUAAUCAACUAUCAGGAAAAAUUCUGAGUUCUUUCAAGAAUUUCCUUGGUUUACGAGAGCUUUAUCUAGAUGGCAACUUAUUCGAAGGGGUCAUUCCUCCAUCUUUAAAAAGUUUAACGGGAAUUGAAUACUUGUACCUCUCAGGCAAUAACUUGUCUGGUCAAUUCCGGAGUAUUUUCAGUCCUUUGUUUCCCUCGUGUAUCUAA
Messenger RNA from Papaver somniferum (opium poppy), 1383 nucleotides. Its product is annotated as putative receptor-like protein kinase At3g47110. The transcript has a single exon. The record is from RefSeq and is a predicted model, not a curated record. NCBI's taxonomy places the organism in Eukaryota, Viridiplantae, Streptophyta, Magnoliopsida, Ranunculales, Papaveraceae. The coding region runs from base 1 to 1383 and encodes 460 amino acids. Gene Ontology annotation, molecular function: protein binding.